Molecule: messenger RNA, 1870 nt
Organism: Cavia porcellus (domestic guinea pig)
Lineage: Eukaryota; Metazoa; Chordata; Mammalia; Rodentia; Caviidae
Gene: Osgin1
Product: oxidative stress induced growth inhibitor 1
Exons: 6
Coding region: 178-1599 (473 amino acids)
Biological process (GO): negative regulation of cell growth
Molecular function (GO): growth factor activity
Source: RefSeq, a predicted model, not a curated record
CCGCCUCCUGCGAGCCAGCCGUGAAAUACCCGCGCCCGCGCGCACCAGGCUCCGAUUCCCGGGGUCCCAGGCGUCCCGCUGCGGGCACCGUGACCACAGCCUCCAAGUUCCCGUCCAAGGCCAGGCCCGCAGGGCGCCCUCCACCUGCUGCCCGCCAGGCCCGCUGCCAGCCCAGCCAUGAGCAAGCCCAGGAGGGACCAGGUCAGCACCAGCAGCUCGGAGCCCCUGCCCGUUGUCAUCAUCGGCAACGGGCCCUCGGGCAUCUGCCUGUCCUACCUGCUCUCGGGCCACACACCCUACGUGAGUCCGGAUGCCGCCCACCCACAUCCACUGCUGCAGAGGAAGCUGGCGGAGGCUUCAGGGUGCUGUCUCCUGGACCAGGACCUGGAGUACCUGUCCGAGGGCCUUGAAGGCCGGAGCCAGAGUCCCGUGGCUGUGCUCUUCGAUGCCCUGCUGCGCCCAGACACAGACUUCGGGGGCACUGCAGACUCUGUGCUCUCCUGGAAAUGGCAGGAGGAGCGCGCCAUCCCCCACCUGGUCUUGGGGUGCAGCCCGCCCGGGGGCGCCUGGCAUGCCAUCGAGGGCUCCAUGGUGACCCUGAGCCAGGGCGAGUGGAUGGGGCUUCCCGACCUGCAGCUCAAGGACUGGAUGCGAGGGAAACGCAGGGGUCUUCGCAACAGCCGCGCCACAGCCGGGGACAUUGCCCAGUACUACAGGGACUACGUGAGCCAGAAGGGUCUCAGCCACAACUUCGUGUCGGGCGCCCUGGUCACGGACGUGGAGAUGGGGACCCCUGAGCCCACAGACCCCAGCCCCCUCUUUCGAGUGAGCGGCAUCCUGACCACCAAGGCCCAGGGCCAGCGGCCCUUCUCGCUGUGGGCCCGCAACGUGGUCCUGGCCACGGGCACGUUCGACAGCCCAGCCCGGCUGGGCAUCCCGGGUGAGGCGCUGCCCUUCGUCCACCACGAGCUGUCAGCACUGGAGGCGGCCACACGGGCGGGCACCGUCACCCCGGCCUCGGACCCUGUGCUCAUUGUGGGUGCUGGGCUGUCGGCAGCCGAUGCGGUCCUCUAUGCCCGGCACUGCGGUCUCCCUGUUAUCCACGCCUUCCGGCGGCGGGUGGACGACCCCGGCCUGGUGUUCAACCAGCUGCCCAAGAUGCUGUACCCCGAGUACCACAAGGUGCACCAGAUGAUGCGGGAGCAGUCGGCCCCGUCGCCCAGCCCCUACGAGGGCUACCGCAGCCUCCCCCAGCACCGGCCACUGUUCUUCAAGGAGGGCCGCCAGGCCGUGCUCUGUGACCCGAAUGGCCAGGACCAGGUCCUCAGCGUCUCCCUGGUGCUGGUCCUCAUCGGCUCGCACCCCAACCUCUCCUUCCUCCCAGGGGCAGGCGCCAACCUCACCCUUGACCCCGAGCAGCCCCUGAGCGCCAAGAGGAACCCCAUUGACGUGGACCCCUUCACCUACGAGAGCACCCGCCAGGAAGGCCUGUACGCCCUGGGGCCUCUGGCAGGGGACAAUUUUGUGAGAUUUGUGCAGGGCGGGGCCCUGGCCGCAGCCAGCUCCUUGCUGCAAAAGGAGAUCCAGAAGCCCCCCUAGUGUCCAGCUGAAGCCCUGGCACCCAGGCUCUGAGAGGAGGGAGAUCACACAGUCCUGGGGACCCCCCAAGGUGCCCCAUGAGAACAAGAGAUGGGGAGCAAGAGCCACAGAAUGAGGGGCCCAGGCUCCAAGGCCAGAGCAGGGACCAAAGGGAUCUGGGGGAGGCUGCCAAAGGAGCCAGUCCCCAGGGCCAGCAGAGUGCCCACCAGGACAGUUGCAGCCUGGUUCCUUACAGAGUCAGUCUGUAAAAUAAAAUCAGCAUCUGCCGCCA